AUGGCCACGUCGAAGGAGAGCAAGCAUGUGAAGAGUGUGGCGCGAGUCUAUCCAGACAUCAAUCAGAAGCGACCACCAGAGUACUCGGACUACGAAAAUCAUGUGGUGCAAUGGGGCGGCCAGGAUGACUACGAAAUCAUUUGCAAGGUGGGACGCGGCAAGUACAGUGAGGUGUUCGAGUCCAUGAACGUCAGAGACAACGAGAAAUGCAUCAUCAAAGUCCUCAAGCCCGUCCGGGACAAGAAAAUCAGGCGCGAAAUCAAGAUCUUGCAGAACCUCAACGGCGGAACGAACGUAGUGCGUCUCGUUGACGUAGUGCGCAACCCGCACACGAAGACACCCUGCCUCAUCUUCGAAUUCAUCAACAACACCCCCUACAAGCACCUCUAUGCCAACUUCUCCGACUUUGAUUGCCGCUUCUACAUGUAUGAACUCCUACGGGCUCUCGAUUUCGCCCACUCGAAUGGCGUCAUGCAUCGGGACGUCAAGCCUCAGAACGUGAUGAUCGACCAUCAGAAGAGGCAGCUUCGUCUUAUUGAUUGGGGUUUGGCCGAGUUCUAUCACCCUUACAUGGAGUACAACGUGCGAGUGGCGUCGAGGCACUACAAGGGUCCCGAGCUCCUGGUGGGCUACCAGAUGUACGAUUACUCGCUCGACAUGUGGUCCCUCGGAUGCAUGUUCGCCGGUAUCCUCUUCAACAAGCAGCCAUUCUUCUGCGGCUCCGACAACCAGAACCAGCUCGUCAAGAUCGCCAAAGUUCUUGGUACGGAGAAGCUGUACGCCUAUCUGAAGAAGUACAACAUCCAGCUCGACGCCCGCUUCAGGUCCGCCAUCGGCACGCGCCAGAGGAAGCCCUGGAAGAAGUUCAUCAAGAGCAAAAACAACAAGCUUGCCGUGCCCGAGGCCAUCGACCUGCUCGACAAGCUCCUCAGGUACGACCACCAGGAGCGCCUGACGGCAAUCGAGGCGAUGGAGCACCCCUACUUUGCGCCCAUCAGGGCUUCCUCCUCCGGCGGAGCCAAGGCCUGA
This is a messenger RNA of Acanthamoeba castellanii str. Neff, 1029 nucleotides long. Its product is annotated as casein kinase ii subunit alpha, putative. Bases 1 to 1029 code for a protein of 342 amino acids. Gene Ontology annotation, biological process: protein phosphorylation. Gene Ontology annotation, molecular function: ATP binding; protein serine/threonine kinase activity. NCBI's taxonomy places the organism in Eukaryota, Discosea, Longamoebia, Acanthamoebidae. Gene Ontology annotation, cellular component: cytosol; nucleus; protein kinase CK2 complex. The record is from RefSeq and is a predicted model, not a curated record. The transcript has 6 exons.